Eupeodes corollae is the source of this 1040-nucleotide messenger RNA. RefSeq lists its product as uncharacterized. NCBI's taxonomy places the organism in Eukaryota, Metazoa, Arthropoda, Insecta, Diptera, Syrphidae. The coding region runs from base 135 to 908 and encodes 257 amino acids. Gene Ontology annotation, molecular function: oxidoreductase activity, acting on the aldehyde or oxo group of donors, NAD or NADP as acceptor. The record is from RefSeq and is a predicted model, not a curated record. The transcript is spliced from 2 exons.
UAGUUCCCCUUCCCAUUGACUCAUUUUACCAUACCUUGUCCAGUCCCAGUGUCCACUUGUUGAGUCUUAGUUGGUAUUUGUUUAUUUUGUAUUUGAAAAGAAAUCUGAUCAAUUUGUGAUCGCUUUAAUUUGCCAUGACAAGCUCGUCAGACAAAAAGCCUAUAACUCAGUCAAUGUUGGAUAAGCUUGCAUACGACCAGAACAUAGAAACAACCACCAAAAUAACCUCAACCAUGACAUCAAAUCCCUUUGCUAUGGUAAUCUUUCAUCAGUCUGACAUUGAGGCAGCUACAUACAAACUUGCCAAGUCCAUUGAUGACCCACAGACCUCAGGUGGCGUAAAAUUGGUAUUCGUUCAGGAAUCGUGUGCUGAAAGAUUUACAGCAAAUCUUAAAUCCAAGCUUAAAACUUAUUCUGAAGAUCAACUUCAAGGCCUGAAUUUGAAAGACACUAUUAAACAAUCCAAUAAAAUUGUAUCUAAAUUGACUACGAAAACUAUUUCUCCGGAAGGACCGCUGAGUUAUGCAUCAAUUCUGGUCUGGGACUUUUCACAGGAAUAUUUCAAAGGCGAUUCCGGCGCCGGCGAUGGUAAAGCCUUGCCAAUUGUUUGCUUAUUUAGCUUCCGAACAUCAAAGGAAGCAAUUGCGUUGAUCAAAAAGGAGACGACUAAUGAAAAUGUAUCAAUUUGGUGUGAGAACCAAGCCAUGGCAUAUGAAGUAAUCACUGCAACUUCACUCCAAAACUAUUAUUUGAAUUGUUUCGAUGUGAGUUUGUCUCCACUUCAUCCAUACAUUCAGAAAGCACAGCCGUAUGCUCUUGUUGAGAAUUCAUAUCACUAUGAGACACUACAAAUUUCUGGACAUUUAAAAAGCAUAGUCUUCCCAUUCGGAACAAUUUUUGCAAACUAAAAAGCUGCCUGGAUGGCGGAAAUAAUUUGUCUAAAGUCUCAAAACAAAAUACUCUACUAUAUUCUUAUGAAACAAUGUAACUAUGAAAAUAAUAUCGCAUUUUAAAACAAUAAAGCUACUUUACCAAAAAUU